This is a messenger RNA of Octopus sinensis (East Asian common octopus), 2549 nucleotides long. Its product is annotated as voltage-dependent calcium channel gamma-5 subunit-like. Gene Ontology annotation, cellular component: postsynaptic density membrane; AMPA glutamate receptor complex. The record is from RefSeq and is a predicted model, not a curated record. Gene Ontology annotation, biological process: transmission of nerve impulse; neurotransmitter receptor transport, postsynaptic endosome to lysosome; positive regulation of synaptic transmission, glutamatergic. Gene Ontology annotation, molecular function: channel regulator activity; voltage-gated calcium channel activity. Bases 906 to 1670 code for a protein of 254 amino acids. Lineage: Eukaryota; Metazoa; Mollusca; Cephalopoda; Octopoda; Octopodidae. The transcript has 5 exons.
CUGCGGAGGUGAUAACUACGACAGCAAUAAGGUAAAAGAAAACAGUGAUAACAAUAUUAGCGGCAUCGAAGCACCAGCACCAGCACCAGAAGCAGCAGCAGCAGCAGCAGUAGCAGCAACAGUAGCAGUAGCAGCAGCAGCAGCAGCAGCAGUAGCAGCAGGAGCAGCAACAAUAAUAGCAAUAACGACCACAAUAACGUAUAACAACUGCAGCCAAUAAUAGAGCAUAACAAAAACCGAAAACGGCAUUAAGAACAAGAAGAAGAAGAAUUAAAAACAUGUAACGCAGUACAAGCGAACCAACAGCGGGGGAAACAACAACAAUCACGAAAAAGACAACAACAACCGCAGGAAUGUAACAAUUAACAACAACAACAACCGCAACAAUAACAAAACACCACAGAACAAGGGGCCAGCGGUAGCGGCUAUUUUUUUUUUUUUUUUAUAUCUCUGAAGCCAUGAAGAUAGAUAAGCGAGAAUCACAGCGGAGAUCUAGCGGGGUUGCUUGUCGCCGCCGUGGUGGUGGUGUCAACGUUUGCUAGACACUUGCUGAGAUGUUGGUUGCGUGUUCGAGUUGAAUGGCUGUGAACGGGGGGAGAAAGAAGAAGAAGAAAAAGAAGAAGAAGAAAAACGCAACGGCGGGAAUCGGCGCUAAAUUUCGAGUGACUUCUGUCUCCUCUCAGAUUUAGUCACACGAAUUACACACACACACACACACACACACACACACACACACACACAUACACACACAUAUAUAUAUAAUAUAUAUAUUAUACUACAUACAUAUAUAUAUAUAUAUACAUAUAUAUAUAUCACACUAUAUAUAUAUAUAAAUAUAUAUAUAUAGAUAUAUAUAUACAUAUAUAUAUAUAUAAAAUAUUAUUCAUGGCUGGAGUGAGAGUACUAUGUCACAGAACAUGAACAACCAACUAUUGCUUACAGUAUUGUCGUUUGUGGCAGGUGCUGGAGCGCUGGUCACCCUCGCCCUGGCUGUGGCGACAGACUCUUGGCUAUACACCGUAGAAGUCAUCGAUUAUGAAGUUGAAAACACUACGGUUGUAAUUACGGUGAAAAUCCAUUCCGGACUGUGGAGAGUGUGUAUAGUAAACGUUAUAUCAAAUGAAGAAUACGCUCCAGGCGAAGAGAAAUCUUUUUGUGCUAACAUUGACUAUUACAAUCAAGGUUAUGAACGAGUGGAAAAAGCCAGUACAUCAAUGGCCAUAACACGGGCCAUCCGUUUAUCAGCGCCAUACCCAGUUGUUGCUCUCUUGAUGAUUGUUAUAGCAGCCAUUAUCAGCGUUAUUGGCAACAUUAGAACAGAUGUAAAAACUUUGAUCGGAGCUGUUAUAUAUGUUUUCUCCGGUCUGGCUCUAUCUGUUGGAAUUAUAUUAUAUAUAUCUGCAGUGAAUGAUGAAGUUGGCCACCGAGCCAAGGUAGCUGGCGAAGAAGAACCAAAGUUCUCCUAUUUCUAUGGUUGGUCAUUUUUCUUUGCCGGCGUCUCUUUCAUUACGUCGGAAAUGGCGGCGGUGUUUGGAAUCUCACUGUAUCUUCUUCGCAGCGCGCAUGUGGACGAUAUGGUACGAAUAAUUCCAGGUCUCGAGGAUAAAGUCGACUCCGAUUAUAUGCAAGAUAAUGAAGUUGGAAUUCAAUCCGCUACCAUCGUCUUAUGAGCACUGUAAAGAUGUAGUAAUAAGUGUAAACCUACAUACAUACACAUAUAUAUUUAUAUUGUAUAAAAUACAUAUGCAUAUAUAUGUAUAUACAUAUGAAUAUGCAUGAAAAUAUAUAUACACAUAAUAUAUAUUUGAAAACAUAUAUAUAUAUAUAUAUGCACGCAUGUAUGUAUAAAGUGAGUAGUAUUUAUACAUUUGUAUUCCAAAAUCAAUAGAUUUGUGUAAAUACACUCCUCACCCCACAGUGCCAUUUAGAACAUGCACACGUGUGUGUGUGUGUGUGUACAUAUAUACAUAUAUAUAUAUAUAUAUAUACACACCACAUAUAUAUACCUUACACAUACGUAUAUAUACAUCAUAUAUAUAUAUACAUAUAUAUACUGCUUAUCUAAUGCUAUUUAGAGAGUGAAGAUUCCUCACACAUCGAAGAAGUUUAAUGUCUUAACCUGAUUCCUGAAUUAACGAAUUAAUCAGUCAUUCAGUAAAUUAGCGGUACACCAGUCGGCUGAAAUAUGUUGUAUGUGAGAUCGAAUCUCACUAAGCUCAUUAACAUUUUCCUACUCCCAUUGUGACCAUGUCUAUAUAUUCUUACAUAUAUAUAUAGACAUCAUCACACAUAUUAAUAUGAAUAAGCAUGUACUUAGAAAGAUAGGCGCAUGCCCAUGUGUACGUAGGCGUACUUUGUGGGAGGAAUGAUGAGGGAUGUGACCAUGUGUAUGAGAGUUAGUGUGAGUGUUUAUACGGGUGACCGUUAGUAUAUAUGAUAGAUCGGUAACCACUUCACACAUGUUUUUCUCUCCUUGUUUCUCUCUUUGUUUCUUUCUGUGUUCCUUUCUGUGGAAGAGCGUAGGCUCGAAACGUUAAAGACAUUUUCAA